AUGCGUGCCAUUAUUUCUGAUCUGCAGCGAGCCGUAUUUCAAGUAGCAGAUGAACGUUUAGUUGCAGUUGCUAAUAUUGUUCGUGUCGACAAUAAAAAACGACGAAAGCCAACAUUCCUUUGCCUUACUGUGACUACGGAUCAACCAAUAGCUGUACGUCUAUAUUUUGUUAGAAAUGAGAAGGAAGAUUAUUACAAGAAGAAAAGACAAUUCACAUUGCGAGAUGUGAAGACAGUUGAUGGUAUCAACCCACGGAAGUUGACACCGGAGUUCGAAUUGGUUGUUGAGGAUCGUUUGUUCAGACUUUGUGCUUCCACAACUGAAGAGAAAGAUUCAUUCAUCAAGCAGUUGUAUAAGUUUGCCAAUAAAUACCUCCCGGUACAGAAACCGGAUUUUGUAAACGUUCCGAUUCCUGUUGAAACACCGCACACAGCCGUUAUAGCAGAGCAAGUUGAUGGUGAUACCGAUGAAGGGUUAGUUGAUUAUCAGCCAAUAUCUAUUAAAGAGGAAGCUGAUUUUCGUCGUCUACUUGCCCGUGCUAAUCUUACAAUCGGUGAAGCGGAUAAAUUUGCCACAGUGCUUGCAUCACAGCUUCAACUUCUAGAUGGUGCAAACAUACAGUCCAUUAUGGAUAGUGAAGCUGCUGUGAACGAUCUUAUUGCACUUGUUGAAGAUGCCUUGGAAGAAGCUGAUUUCUUGGAUAAGGAGCUUGACAGCUUCGAUGAAUUACUUUAUCAUGUACGCGAUAGCGUUGAAUUGAUCGAAGAAAAAGAUAGCCUUGGAUGUGUUGAACGGAAAAAUACUCGAGUCUUGAAAGAUUUCUUAUUGGAAUUGGUGACAAAUGUAGAUAUCGUUAGUGAAGAUCACAUGCGCGCAUUACAGAAUGCGAACUUGUCCGAUCCUGUAAGUAUUAGUCGAUGUUGUGCUGCGGCACGUGCUUUACAAGCUUAUUCAGCAGCAAAAGUUGAUCCAUCAAUGCAUUUAAUGAUGGCAUAUAGGGAAAGAACUGAGCAGUUAAAUCAAUUAACUGACUGUUUUAUCGAGAAACUGAUGGCACACAUGUCAGCAUUAUUCUCAAAUUUGAACGAUUUGAUAGAAGUAUCAGAUUGGCAUGAAAUUGCAAUACGAAAACAGUCUGAAAGAUUUCAUGCGCUACGACCAUUUUCGGAUUUGAUGGGUUGGUUGAAAUUGGUUAGACAAGGUGCGUAUCAAACUCUUAUACAGAGGUAUGUACAGAAUACGAAGUUGAUAUACAAGAAGGAAUUUGAGCGCUUCUUUGAAAGUGUAAGUAGUGAACUGAACAAAAUUGUCAAUUUCGAACGCAAAGCCACUCUUCGAGGUUCUGACACAAUGAAAUCUGUAGCCGAAAGAACUUUAUCUGUUGAAAGUAAAAUUGAUUCGAAAGAAGUCAUUAGAUUGGUUGAAAUCGUGUUGGGUGAAGUUGGCCCAGUGGUUGAGUCGGAACAAAAGUUUUGCACAAGAUUUUUUCAUAUGGCCGGUGAUCUUUUGGCUGCAUUAGAAACUCAGUCCACAUCAAGCGGAGAUAGUGGUGGUAUGGGAAAAAAUGUUGAAAAACAAAUCACUGACCAGGUGCGUGCGAUUUUGUCUCCGUUAUUCGAGCCUCUACAUGAUCAUUUUGAUAAGUUUAUCAAGUCCUGCUGUCGAUUGCAACCGCCGUUUGUGUUUGUGAUGUUUGUGUUCUUGUCGAAAAAGGCACUUUCGUUGCAAGAUGCGUCAUCGUAUUUUUCUGUCAUGGUUUUCGGACGUUUGGUUGUGCUGGUUAAAAGACAAAUGGAUGCAUAUUUGGAUGGUAAAUCUUACCAGUUGGCUGAGAUCAAAAUUUCAAAAAGAAUACGGAUUGGUAUUCUGGAAAGUGUUUACCAGUUUGCGGAAUUGGCUCGUACAACAGAAUCAGCUUUUGCUGGAACUGAACGUCGAGCUGACCUUGACCGGUGGUAUGUACAGCUUAUAACUUCUUUGAAAGAUGGGAUCGAAUAUAUUGCUACAUCACCAUUUUCGAAAUCGCCAGCUGCAGUUGUUCGAUUCGAAAAUUAUCAUCAUUUGUAUUCUGUUUUAUCGGAACUGAAAAUCGAUUGCUUAGAUUCGCAAAGGAAAGAAGCAAAAAAAGCAUAUCAAGAUAAUAUACAGAUUUAUGUGAAAGAAUUGAUGGGAAGACCGCUUGAGAAAAUACAUCACUUUUUCGAAUCAGUAGAAAAUGCCAUUCGACAAGGAAUCAAGCCAGAGGAAGUAGCAUUUCACCAGCAGUUUAGUCGAGCAGAACUAAAGAAGGUGAUAUCACUUUAUCCGGAAAAGGAAGUGAAAAAAGGACUGGAACAGUUAUACAAGAAGAUAGAAAAACAUCUAAUUGAUGAUUCGCCGUUACUACAAGUUGUUUGGAGAAAUGUGCAGGAUGAAUUCCUGAAACAACUGAAACAUUACAAUGAAGUAAUGGGACAGUGUUAUCCGAACUCACGAAUCGAUCUUGAAGUAUCUAUCCAAGAUGUUCUGAGCUAUUUUUCUCAGUUCGCUAUGCAACACUGA
This is a messenger RNA of Acanthocheilonema viteae, 2541 nucleotides long. The record is from the annotation of a GenBank genome assembly. NCBI's taxonomy places the organism in Eukaryota, Metazoa, Nematoda, Chromadorea, Rhabditida, Onchocercidae.